Molecule: messenger RNA, 1544 nt
Organism: Sesamum indicum (sesame)
Lineage: Eukaryota; Viridiplantae; Streptophyta; Magnoliopsida; Lamiales; Pedaliaceae
Product: receptor-like protein EIX1
Molecular function (GO): protein binding
Source: RefSeq, a predicted model, not a curated record
GGUUCCUCUUUUCAACUAGAUGUCAUGGAUGUAGCAUCUUGCUACUUGGGACCUCAUUUCCCGGAAUGGGUUCAAACUCAGAGUAACAUAUCACAUCUUGGUCUCUCUGGUGCCGGUAUAUCAGGUCAAGUGCCGGAGUGGUUGUGGGAUUUUUCUCCUAGACUUCAAUACUUGAAUGUUUCUCAUAACCAGAUAAGUGGCAAGGUUCCAGAUUUGUCAUCAAAGUUGUCGCAUUUUCCCAUAAUAGAUAUUAGUUUCAAUAAUUUUUCAGGGUUAUUACCACUAUUUCACCCCACUUCUGCAAUAUUACAGCUAUCAAGAAACAUGCUCCGAGGAUCAAUUUCAUCAAUUUGCAGCAUCAACUAUACUAAUCUGACGUUGCUUGACCUCUCAUAUAACCAGUUCUCAGGCCCGCUUCCCAGUUGUUGGACAAGCAUGUCAAGAUUGUCCAUUCUGAACCUGGCGAACAAUCAUCUUUCUGGUGAAAUUCCACAGAGUUUAGGCCAAUCCAACUGCUUGUUCCUAUCUCUGCAGUUACAAAGCAAUAAUUUGAUGGGAGAGUUGCCAUCCAGUUUGAGGAAUUGCAAACAUUUGACAAUGCUUGAUGUUGGAGGAAACCAACUAACAGGAAAUAUUCCAGCAUGGAUAGGAGCAAACCUUGGGAUGUUGAAGCUUCUUAGUCUACGAGACAAUGAGUUUUACGGAACGAUCCCUCCCCAAAUAUGUCAUCUCACCCAAAUCCAAAUCUUUGACCUUUCUAGGAACAACAUAUCAGGAAGAAUUCCCCAAUGCUUCAACAAUUUUACCUUUCUGGUUCAACAGGACAUAUCUACUCCAAACAUGAUUCCUCAAACUGAAUUUAUAGUAAUACAUUGUGAGAAUGCAUUUGUUUAUUGGAAAGGACAGGAGAAAGAGUACAACAAAACUCUACGAUUACUUAAACUCAUUGAUCUUUCCAGCAACAGACUUGUGGGGAAUAUUCCUAAACAAUUUUCCAUGUUGAGGGGAUUAAUAUCCUUGAACCUGUCAAGAAAUCACUUGACAGGAAACAUAGACUCUGAAAUCGGGCAGAUGAAUGUGUUAGAAUCUCUGGACCUCUCCAGAAACCAGUUAUCGGGUGAGAUUCCCGUUGGCUUGGCUGAAUUGAGUUUUCUGUCGGUUUUGGACUUAUCGUUCAACAAUUUGUCAGGCAACAUUCCAUCAGGUACUCAGCUGCAAGGAUUUAACGCAUCGGUGUAUGCUGGAAAUGAUGGACUUUGCGGGCCUCCUCUAGCCGCAUGCCUUCCUCUUGAUGGCCCUUCCUCGGCCACUGGCAUCAAAUUUGAUACCGAUUUUUACAUUUCUACGGUACUUGGCUUUGUUGUUGGUUUCUGGGGAUUCAUUGUCAGUUUGGUACUAAACAACUCAUGGAGAAAAACUUAUUUUGACUUCUGGAACAAAAUCUGGGACUGGACAACCUCGACCACAAAUGCAAGAAGAUUAAGAUGUGAAGGUUUUAUAAUUAAGUGGCAGAGGUAGUAAGUUUAUAUUUGUAUCAUCAUCCU